UGGAGCCGGGGCUCUCGCCCAGCCAGGCAACCGAGGAGGCGCAGCCCGGGAAGGGGGCUGCCCAGGCCCCCUCCCACAGCCUCGUCCCCUAGGACCCCGGCUUCCGGGGCGAGGAGGCGAAGUCCCGGGCGCCGGGUUUGGAGGCCAGCAGCUGAGGAAGCCGGGGUCCUGGAGCCAACAGGAAGUGUGAAACUGGGACCCCCAAACACCUGGGUACGAGACCCCAGGUCCCUUGAGGGAAGCCUGCUGGCAGGGGCUCCCCUUGUACCACAGAGCCCAGGAUGUUCCUUGGCUGCUGUCAGUCCUGACCUCAUGGAGCCCUUGGUCACCCCAGGGACACAGAUGGGGGUCCCUAACAGCAGCGGAGAGCCUUCUCCAGUGCCUGCUGACUACGAGGAUGAGUUGCUGAGCUACCUGUGGCGUGAUUACUUGUACCCGAAGCAGUAUGAGUGGGUCCUCAUUGCAGCCUAUGUGGCUGUGUUCCUCGUGGCCCUGGUGGGCAAUACACUGGUCUGCCUGGCAGUGUGGCGCAACCACCACAUGAGGACAGUCACCAACUACUUCAUCGUCAACCUGUCCCUGGCUGAUGUGCUGGUGACAGCCAUCUGCCUGCCUGCAAGCCUGCUGGUAGACAUCACAGAGUCCUGGCUCUUUGGCCACGCCCUCUGCAAAGUCAUCCCCUACUUACAGGCUGUGUCUGUGUCAGUGGCAGUGCUGACUCUCAGCUUCAUUGCCCUGGACCGCUGGUAUGCCAUCUGCCAUCCACUGCUGUUUAAGAGUACUGCCCGUCGAGCUCGUGGAUCCAUCCUGGGAAUCUGGGCUGUAUCCCUGGCUGUCAUGGUGCCCCAGGCUGCUGUCAUGGAAUAUAGCAGUGUGCUGCCUGAGCUAGCUAACCGCACCCGGCUCUUCUCUGUGUGUGAUGAACGCUGGGCAGAUGACCUCUAUCCCAAGAUCUACCACAGUUGCUUCUUCAUUGUCACCUACCUGGCCCCACUGGGUCUCAUGGCCAUGGCUUAUUUCCAGAUCUUCCGCAAGCUCUGGGGCCGCCAGAUCCCUGGCACCACGUCAGCCCUGGUGAGGAACUGGAAGCGGCCCUCUGAUCAGCUGGAGGACCAGGGGCAGGGACUGAGUGCAGAGCCCCCACCCCGGGCCCGGGCAUUCCUGGCUGAGGUGAAGCAGAUGCGAGCACGGAGGAAGACAGCUAAGAUGUUGAUGGUGGUGUUGCUGGUCUUUGCCCUCUGCUACCUGCCCAUCAGUGUCCUCAAUGUCCUCAAGAGGGUGUUUGGGAUGUUCCACCAAGCCAGCGACCGAGAAGCCGUGUAUGCCUGCUUCACCUUCUCCCACUGGCUGGUGUACGCCAACAGUGCUGCCAACCCCAUCAUCUACAACUUCCUCAGUGGCAAAUUCCGGGAGCAAUUUAAGGCUGCCUUCUCCUGCUGCUUGCCUGGCCUGGGUCCCUGCGGCUCUAUGAAGACCCCAAGCCCCCGCUCCUCUGCCAGCCACAAGUCCCUGUCCCUGCAGAGCCGUUGCUCCGUCUCCAAGGUUUCAGAGCAUGUGGUGCUCACCAGUGUCACUACAGUGCUGCCCUGAGCCAAGGCUGCCCUGGUGGCUUCUGGGGGGCUCUCUGCCUGGGCUGCUCCUCCAGCUCCUGGGGAGCCCACUCCCACUCUGCCUGGAAUGACUGGUUGGUGGAUACAGUAUGAAACUGGGACACCAGUCCAGGUUUUCUGCCUGUUUGACUCUGGGCAAGUCACUUCCCUUUUCUGAGCUGUGUCCCCUAAACAGGAUUGAUGUGAGGAUUAAGCAUGCUCAAGAAAGUGGAAAGCUCUUUGUAAAUUGUAAAGUGUUGUGGACAAGAUUAUCUUUGUAUCCCUCUCACUUGGCCAUACCCCACAGUGCCACCCAUCCCUAUCAUCCUUCUUCCCAAAGAUGCCUCUCUGACUGAUUACAGGCCUUUCUUGGAAUCUGCUUAGAGGAGUCCCAACAGGCCUUUCCAUCUGGUCCAGUGGUUCCCUGAAGCCCAGGCUGCACUUGGCCAGCUGCUCCAUGGCCCUCUGCUGUCUUGUAAACUAAUCGGGGCCCAGCCCUUCCCCAUGGGAUCAGGAACGCAGCUCUGCCCUCGCCAGGUGCUGAGUGCAUGCACCGUAGACUGGACCCUCUCGGCUUUGCAGUGAUGAAACGCUCUCCAUGUGACCAUUCGGCAUGGAGGCCAGCAGCCGGGAGCAAUUGUAAUUAAA
Messenger RNA from Erinaceus europaeus (western European hedgehog), 2237 nucleotides. It is a transcript of the gene HCRTR1, whose product is annotated as hypocretin receptor 1. Gene Ontology annotation, cellular component: membrane. The record is from RefSeq and is a predicted model, not a curated record. The coding region runs from base 313 to 1590 and encodes 425 amino acids. Gene Ontology annotation, molecular function: orexin receptor activity. The transcript is spliced from 8 exons. Gene Ontology annotation, biological process: G protein-coupled receptor signaling pathway; feeding behavior. Lineage: Eukaryota; Metazoa; Chordata; Mammalia; Eulipotyphla; Erinaceidae.